Oncorhynchus tshawytscha (Chinook salmon) is the source of this 1088-nucleotide messenger RNA. Its product is annotated as homer protein homolog 2-like. Gene Ontology annotation, molecular function: G protein-coupled glutamate receptor binding. The record is from RefSeq and is a predicted model, not a curated record. NCBI's taxonomy places the organism in Eukaryota, Metazoa, Chordata, Actinopteri, Salmoniformes, Salmonidae. Gene Ontology annotation, biological process: G protein-coupled glutamate receptor signaling pathway; regulation of store-operated calcium entry. Gene Ontology annotation, cellular component: postsynaptic density; plasma membrane; cytoplasm.
GAGAUCAUUGUGUGGGAGGCAGGACUGUUGAGAGCAGGUGGAAACCGCACUGUGUCGCUACUGCUGCUCUCUGCCUGCCUCUCACGAAACACUAACCCAUUGGGGAGAGAGCUGAGAGCGCAGAUCCGAGGCAAGGCAACUCCAGCGCUGCAGUCAAGGAAUAUUCAGCGAACAUCAUAACUUAUUAUUUUUUGAAAGCACAGCGUUUAUCAGCCUUGCGGCUGCGGAUAGAAGACACGGACCGGGUGGGAUUAUAAAUUGUCACCUCGUCUGAAUAAAUAAGUUAGGCUAAUGAAAUGGCAUUAGGUUUUUCUGUGUACGCUUGACUAUCAGGAGAAUCGAAACGCCGCUCAGCUCGCGAGGGAGUGCAGGGAUCAUAUUUCCCUACUCUCUGUGAUCGCAUUACUUGCUCGCAGCCGAUACCCUGGAAUGGACUUAUCCAAUAGCUAAUGCCAAGACUGGAUCUAUUUUAAUAACAUUGUUUUUAAAGACACUGCGUUUUUAAAAAAGUUCGCUUCUUCUAACCUUUUUAUAAUUGAAGGGUUGUCCCAAAACUCCGCGGCAAUGGGGGAGCAGCCAAUCUUCACCACCAGGGCCCAUGUGUUCCAGAUUGACCCGACCACCAAGAAGAACUGGGUCCCAGCCAGCAAACAGGCAGUCACCGUUUCCUACUUCUACGACUCCACACGCAACAGCUACCGCAUCAUCAGUGUAGAUGGAUCCAAGGUGAUAAUCAACAGCACCAUCACCCCAAACAUGACCUUCACCAAGACCUCCCAGAAGUUUGGCCAAUGGGCUGACAGCAGAGCCAACACAGUGUUCGGACUGGGGUUCGCCUCCGAGCAGCAGCUGGCCAAGUUUGCUGAGAAGUUCCAGGAAGUGAAGGAAGCAGCGAAGCUGGCCAGGGACAAGUCACAGGAGAAGAUGGAGACAUCGAGUAACAAUUCCCAGGAGUCGGGUCGUGAGACCCCGUCCACCCAGGCCUCCAGCAUCAACGGGACGGAUGAUGAGAAGAUCUCCCACGGAGGACCGGAGACCGCAGCGCUGAUGAGCGAGAACGACAAACUCAAGACCACUGUGGAACAGAG